AUGGCAUUAAUAGAAGCGACGGUCACAAGUUUCGAAGAAGAGGCAAACUCUUUGAGAAACCGAGUUGUAAUAACUAUUUCAGCGACUCUUUCGCUGUUGAGCACCACUGUUAUUUGCAUUACAUAUAUCGCAUGGAAGGAUUACCAAUCAAACUCAAGGAAAAUUCUUGUUUAUAUCUCCGUCGCAGACUUCUUACUUGCCGCGAGUUGUUUAUUUGGAAUGUGGAGGCCACAUCAUGAUAGGGGUGAUAUCAUAUGCAAGAUACAAGCUUGUGUCACCGGUUGCGGUUAUUUAUGGUCGCUUCUCUGGACGACAUUUCUUGCUGUCUACAUGUUCACUACUGUAGCAAAGAAGCAGCGUCGAAAAGCCGAGGUCAUGCUCAAAGGUUUUCAUGUCUUUGGAUGGGGAAUUCCUUUGAUUAUCGUAGGAACCGCUUUAGGAUUGAACAAACUAGGAAAGAACAAAGACGCUCUAACUUCAGGGUGGUGUUGGAUAGACUCAAGCCUGGAACGCGAUGAUUUGCUCUUAUGGUUGUGGCUGAUAGGAAUAUCCUGGGAUGUUGCUGCUUAUAUACUUGUCUCUCUGUUCUUCGUGAUGUUGAAAUGUCACAUUCGGGAUCAGGUAACCUUCGUGUGUUUUUAGAGUUGGCUCGGCGAUAAGAACUACGGUGAUGUUAAUAUUUAUUUUAGGUUAUCUAGAAAGCUUCUAGUAUAGGCGUAUUUCCAUCACAGCAUUCUUAACAAUGCUAUUAUGAAUACUUAAAGAGCAUUUAACUAUAAAACGAUUGCAGGAGAUGACAGAAAAGCACCUGUCUGUGGGGAAGUAACUUAACACAUUACAGUGUAUGAUUUAACAUUGUUGUCUUGAAAUCAGCCAUUAGUUUUAAUUUGGAUGAGCACCACUGGUUGCAGUUCCUGCUUUUAAACAAAAAGUUUGAGAUAUUAGUGCUAUACAAAUAGUUACAACAGCUUAAUCUCGUGACUAUCAGGUAAAUAGCUUUGAAGUCAAAAAAGUCAUAUGACCAAGUGCUGAUAUUAAAGGAUGCUUGGUUAGGUAUUAGCUGGUAUUGGAUUUUAUUUUUCACUCGCGUCGGCUUUCUUUGUUCUUUGUCAAUUGCCAACUGUCUGAAAAAUUGUCGCAAAUUCCUCUUUAUAACAGGGAAGAGCGGGGUGAAUACAAAAGUUGCUGGUAACGGAAAAGACAGAAAAACGAUAAACUUUUUCCCUUGUCAACAUUCCCUUGACUUAUAAUUCCCUUGAACCUUGACCUCAGGCAAGUUUAAAUAUAACACUAGACGAUAAACCUAGACGUUGACAGAGCUGAUGGGGACAGGUAUUAAGCCUUUAACAUCUUAUUUUUUUUUUACAAGCUAAGACUUACUACAGUAAAACCCACUCGAACGUACCCGUUAUAUAAAAGACUGCAGUUAAAACAAAUCAAAAGAUUUUGAAUUUAAAAAAAAUGAUAUUCAUUUGCAGUCAGUAUAAGCACCUGUGGCCUGUCACGCAAAAGCAGGAGUGGUGGUAGAGGGAUGACUUACUCCUGUUUGGUGUCUAGUAAGUGUCUAGCAAGGUCUAGCUAGGUCUAGCCAAUAACGUCACCUCAUUAGUAAAACAUAUGUGUCUAGCAAGUGUCUGUGUCUAGUCAGUGUUUUUCUGCAUACUAAUUAAGUGCCUAGUCAGUGUCUAGCUAGCUAGGUAAAAUCGUGUUCCUCUAUACUAAUAACUGUCUUCCUCCACAUCUAAUGAGCGUCUCUCUCAUAAAAUAGAAACAAUAGGCUUGCUUAGGCAUGCUCGCUCUAGACCUACCUGAUUGACUCAUGUAGAAUCUAUUAUGUUUUCGAAAUAAAGUCGGGGAGUUUUUGGAAGUGCUAUCUUUCUUACAAGUUCAGUCUGCCAGGAAAAACUUUUGUUCGAGUUCGCUUGUUUGAGAAAACGCUUUUAUUCACUUUUUGAGGAUCAUGGCUUAUCGUUACCAACGUUGAUGAGCUUCCAGCUCUUUUGGACGCCUGUUCGUCGACCCAAGAAUGGGAAUUAUUGCUGGACUCCAUUCUAGUACUAGCCUGCGCGCAGACGAAAUUAAACUCUGGUUAACUCCGUCUUCGAAACAGCACCGAAAUCCUUGUUCUGGACUUCCAGCUGUGUACCCAGAUUUGAGUACGCGCCACGAUUGGCCAGUUAAAAAAGGCCUUUGUUUUGUUUGUCGUGAUCGCCAAUCAGGUUGAAUUCCGUCUUCGAAACAGCACCGAAAUCCUUGUUCUGGACUUCCAGCUGUGUACCCAGAUUUGAGUACGCGCCACGAUUGGCCAGUUAAAAAAGGCCUUUGUUUUGUUUGUCGUGAUCGCCAAUCAGGUUGAACGGAAAUUCGAAACGCACUUCCGGUAAUUCCUUGAGUCCGUUGGGGGUCCAGAACAAGGAUCUCUGCGCUGCUUCGCAGACGGUACUAAUCAGAGUUUAGUUAUCGUCUGCACGCAGGCUAUUCUAGUACCUAAUGAGUGCAACGUCCAUUAAAAAAUAGUAAUAAGAGGUGCGAUCACCUAGCAACACGAGAAACGGCUUAUGUCCUCUAUUUGUGUAAUAAUCGGAUAUAUAAGCAAAACACAUACAGAUACACAAAGUGGAGCUGAAAACUCUCUAUUUCUAUUUUUGACUCGCUAUUACAAAAGACAAAAAAACAAUAAAUUAACAAGGGUGAAUUGAAACUUGCGACUAAUAAAACCACGUACAAAAUACCUUUUUAAAAACUUUUUUGAGAACUAAUGACAAAAAGAGUAAAAUACACAGCGAUUUGAAAGGAAUGAAAAAUAAAUCCUCUUGUUCUUCGCCCAUGGAGUACUUGUAAGGUUUGCCUCGAAAUUUCUUAUGCCGAGUUCGUUUUUUCUGUUUGCAAGCAUUAUUAAUAUCAUCCAAAUAAUUUACAAAUUGAAUCCGACACCUUUUGCCCUUUGAGGCUUGUGAUGGGGUAUCUACUGUGGUAGGAUUUAAGGGUGGUGGUGGGGUGGAGCUUUCUCUUUUAGGUUUUUGGAUGAAAGGUGUUACGUUGAAGGGGUUAAGAGGAGUUGACAAUGGUGCCGUUGCUGUCGAAGAAUCUUGUGUGCUUGAUGCGGUCUGGAACAGUACUGAUCAUUUCUUCCGGUCGUAUUGUAUUUAAUUGUUCUUUAAAAGCCAGGUAUCUGUUUUGCAACUGAAAGUAUCGCUUAGCUUUUUCUUCGUCCCGAAGAUUGUUUCGAGAAAGCAAGACAUCCAUGUUGCCCUGCAUCUCUUGCCUAGCUGGAAGAAGUAGGACAGGCGAAAGAUUUUGCUGCUUUAGACAUUUUAGAAGCUCUUGAGGAAUAUCUUCUUGAAACCCUGCUUGGUUAAAGCUCUCUUCACUGGGCAGGACGUUUGUUCGCGGUCGACAAUUAUCUUGGGUAGUAGUUUCCAGAUCAAUCACCAGAUAACCAAAAGGUCUUUUUAAAGCCUCUUCGUACUGAUUUAAGAAGAAAUCAGUUUGCCCGGGCUGCAUUUGCUUGGCCAGAGUCAAGAUUUGCAAGUUGUCUUGUGGAUUCUUGAAUACCACCAAAUAAUGACUGUUUAAGUCUAUGCUGCGCCUAUCUUUUCCCUGAUGAAAUAGAUUCUGCACGAUAUAAAUCACGCUGUAGCUGCCCUCGAAAGUCGUACUUGGCCUCCGAAGGAGUUCCGUUGUUAUUCACAAGAAAAAAAGAAACACUUUAAUCCUCAGAUCUUCUUCAGUUUAUCUCCAGAUAAACUCUAACUCUUCAGUUCUUUAGAUAACAACUUAGUCUGCCUCGUCAUUCUCUGCCUUGUCCUCUGCCUCUGUAUCUCAACGUUGAUAAGGAAAGCCAUGAUGCUCAAAACGUGAAUAAACGUUUUCUCAAACAAGCGAACUCGAACAAAAGUUUUUCCUAGCCAACUGAGCUCGCAAGAAAGAUAGCGCUUUCGAAAACUGACCACCUUUAUUUCGAAAACAUAAUAGAGUCUACCUGAGCUAAUCAGGUGGGUAUAGAGCGGAAAAGCCUAUUAUUUUCAUUGUAUAAGAUUGACGCUCGUUAGAUGUGGAGGAAGACAGUUUUUAGUACGGAGGAACGUUGUUUUACCUAGCUAGCUAGACACUGACUAGGCACUUAAUAAGUAUGCAGGUGUGCAGGAAGACAGUGACCAGACACUUACUAGACACAUAUGUUUUGCCAAUGAGGUGACGUUAUUGACUAGACCUAGCUAGACCUCGCUAGACAAUUACUAGACAACAAACAGGAGUAAAUCAUCCCUCCACCAUUACUAGCAGCCGUUUAUCAGCCAUUCAAUAACAGUAGCUGUAGCUUCUGUUGGUAAUUCUUGAGCGAUACGGCCGUUUGCACAUUUUCUUUUUUCCCUCCAGUAACUAUUUCUUUAUUAGGAGUUACUUGGACUUGAUAACACCAUCUUUAUACACUUUUACUUUUUCAGAUUUCUUAUAACAAGAGUCAGUUUCCAUCACAAAAGGCCCAGAACAUCCCCCUGAAAGCCGACAGAAUGUUGGCCUUGGUUCCCUUUACCUUUAUUCUGCUGCGCGUUUGGAGAACACUUCGUUGGAUCAUCGUUUUGUAUAUCGACACUGGAAAAUCUCAAGCGUGGUGGAAUACGGCACUUUUUUAUCUCCAAGUAGGUUUUAUGUCUCAAUCAAGACAGAAACCGGCAUUUGACAGUUUUUUUUAACGGUAUAAAUUACACCAUACAUUAUAAAAAAACUACCAUAUAUUAUAUAAAAACCCGUACAAACAUUAUGAUCCAACAAGAAAAAGUGGUCAGGUAUGGUGGCUCAGCUUGACUGCAAUUAGAUCUUUGAUUUUUUUUUNAAGACAGUGACCAGACACUUACUAGACACAUAUGUUUUGCCAAUGAGGUGACGUUAUUGACUAGACCUAGCUAGACCUCGCUAGACAAUUACUAGACAACAAACAGGAGUAAAUCAUCCCUCCACCAUUACUAGCAGCCGUUUAUCAGCCAUUCAAUAACAGUAGCUGUAGCUUCUGUUGGUAAUUCUUGAGCGAUACGGCCGUUUGCACAUUUUCUUUUUUCCCUCCAGUAACUAUUUCUUUAUUAGGAGUUACUUGGACUUGAUAACACCAUCUUUAUACACUUUUACUUUUUCAGAUUUCUUAUAACAAGAGUCAGUUUCCAUCACAAAAGGCCCAGAACAUCACCCUGAAAGCCGACAGAAUGUUGGCCUUGGUUCCCUUUACCUUUAUUCUGCUGCGCGUUUGGAGAACACUUCGUUGGAUCAUCGUUUUGUAUAUCGACGCUGGAAAAUCUCAAGCGUGGUGGAAUACGGCACUUUUUUAUCUCCAA
This is a messenger RNA of Porites evermanni, 5327 nucleotides long. The record is from the annotation of a GenBank genome assembly. Lineage: Eukaryota; Metazoa; Cnidaria; Anthozoa; Scleractinia; Poritidae.